CAAUCAUAAUACACGUUCUUCCCUUCACAAACACCAUUCUUGUAUGCUUUUUCAAGUUUAUAUCAAGUAAUCCUCAAUUCUUUUGUAUUGUAAAAAACUGUCAAAAUACACGCCCUUCGUUUUUGGCCAUUUUUCGUUACAACGUUCUUCGCCAUCUUCACAAACCGUCACUCCUUCUUCAACCCCAUUUCCCCCUUUUCUUCGUUUGGACUGAUCUUAUCCCGACAAGGGGGGUGGGGGGUGGGGGGUUCAACACCGAUCGAUUCGAUUUCUAAACGCCCUUGUCGGAUUUUCGUCCCUUCGAUUCUUUUCUGCGUCCAUUUCUUCAGGAUUUGUAUUACUUUUGGAUAAAGCAGAAAAGAAUCGGAGGUUACCACUACCAUUUGGGGCUUUAUUAUUUCAUAAUCGUAAGUGGGUGUUUAAGUUUUCGAUCAUUUGAUUCAUAUCUGAGUUGGGUUUUACCGAUUGAAUGCUAUUGUUGAAGAAUUUCGAAGUGGGGUUCGUCCAUUUGAAUCGAAUUCGAAACUGGGUCUGUCUCGUUGGUGAAGAAAUUGCAGUUUUGGGGUUUUCUCUGUUGUAUUUUACUUUUUCUCUUCACUCUAGAGAAUUAUGUAAGGUUGUUUAUAUAUUAUUCCUGAUUGAUUGGUGGGAGUUAGGUUGUGUUUUGCUGUGAAUUUGGAUGGAUUAGCUUGUAAAUCCUUGGGUUUAUUGUUGAACAUACAAAACUUUAGAUGAGAUUAUCAGCAGGUAGGUUGAGUGAAAUCUUUGUGGGGAAAUGAAAUUUCUAAGCAUUGUUGGGAAUUCCUUUGGAUGUUCUGCUUCUGGGGAACGUUUAGUCUCAGCUGCAAGAGAUGGAGACUUGCAAGAAGCUAAGGCUCUGUUGGAAUACAAUCCUCGUUUGGUGAGGUAUUCAACUUUUGGUGUCCGAAAUUCCCCUCUCCAUUACUCUGCAGCUCAUGGCCACCAUGAGAUUGUCUCUCUCCUGCUCGAAUCUGGGGUCGAGAUAAAUCUACAGAAUUACCGGGGUCAGACUGCCUUGAUGCAAGCUUGUCAGCACGGUCACUGGGAGGUUGUUCAGACCCUUAUACUUUUUAAUGCCAAUAUUCACAGAUCGGAUUAUUUGAACGGAGGUACUGCUCUUCACUUGGCUGCUCUGAAUGGUCAUUCUCGGUGCAUCCGACUUCUGCUUGCUGAUUAUGUACCCAGUACACCAAAAUUUUGGACUAACAAUGAAGAACCAGUUUCUAAGUUCGAUUUUAGUGUUCUUAAGGAGGUGGUGAACAGAACAUCAGAUGGAGGCAUCACAGCGCUGCAUAUGGCAGCGCUAAACGGGCAUGUUGACAGUGUGCAAUUACUUUUGGACUUAGGUGCCUCUGCUUCUCAGGUUACAGUAGAAGAUGGAACCACCAUCGAUCUAAUAGGAGCUGGAAGCACAGCACUUCAUUACGCUGCAUGCGGCGGGAGUGCCCAAUGUUGUCAAAUGUUGAUAGCCAGGGGAGCCAGUCUUACUGCUCAAAAUGCAAAUGGAUGGACUCCCUUGAUGGUUGCUCGUUCAUGGCACCGAGACUGGCUCGAGGAAAUUCUUAGCAAAGAACCAGAAGAAGCAGCCACAAAUCUUGUCCCUUCACCAUAUUUGACCCUUCCCCUUAUGAGCAUUGUUAAAAUUGCUAG
Messenger RNA from Cucurbita pepo subsp. pepo (vegetable marrow), 1671 nucleotides. Lineage: Eukaryota; Viridiplantae; Streptophyta; Magnoliopsida; Cucurbitales; Cucurbitaceae. The record is from RefSeq and is a predicted model, not a curated record.